Molecule: messenger RNA, 3550 nt
Organism: Brassica rapa (field mustard)
Lineage: Eukaryota; Viridiplantae; Streptophyta; Magnoliopsida; Brassicales; Brassicaceae
Product: cytochrome P450 71B2
Molecular function (GO): monooxygenase activity; iron ion binding; heme binding
Source: RefSeq, a predicted model, not a curated record
GGAAUUGUACACUCACCUCUCAAGAAACAUAGCUUAAAAAGAUAAAAUUUGAAAAUGGCGAUCUUGCUCUCUUUCUUUUUGGUUUUGCUUCUUACUCUUGUAUCAUCAAUCUUUCUUAAGAAGUUACAAAACUCAAAACUCAAUCUUCCUCCUAGCCCCUCAAGUCUUCCUCUCAUUGGAAACUUGCAUCAUCUUGCAGGGUUGCCUCACAGAUGUUUCCAUAAGCUAUCAAUCAAAUAUGGACCGGUGAUGCUUCUUCGACUUGGCUUUGUUCCGGUGGUUGUGAUCUCAUCGAGUGAAGCAGCUGAAGCGGUUCUCAGAACUCAUGACUUGGAAUGUUGCAGCCGACCAAAGACGUUCGGGACAAGAAAACUCUCUUACGGGUUUAAAGACAUCUCCUUUUCACCAUACGGUGCUUAUUGGCGGGAAAUGCGAAAAAUCGCGGUUAUUGAGCUUUUUAGCCUUAAGAAGGUUCAAUCUUUUAGGUACAUUAGAGAAGAAGAGGUCGACUUCUUGGUGAAGAAUCUGACGGAAUCUUGCUUGAAACAAUCUUCCGUGGAUUUAAGCAAAACCUUCUUUUCCCUCACCGCAAGCAUCAUCGGUAGAGUAGCUUUAGGACAGAACUUCCACGAGAGCGGCUUCAUUAUUGAUCAAGAAAGGAUCAAAACGCUUGUUACGGACGCAGUGGAAGCUCUAGGGACUUUCACUUUCUCUGACUUCUUCCAGGGUGGAGUCGGAAGAUUCGUAGACUUUCUGUUUCAACGACACAAGAAGAUCAACAACGUCUUUAAAGAGCUUGAUGCUUUUUAUCAGCAUGUGAUUGAUGAUCACUUGAAGCCAGAAGGAAGGAAAAAUCUGGAUAUCGUUUCCUUGAUGUUGGAUAUGAUCGAUAAACCCGAAAAUACAGAUUCUUUCAAACUCAAUAUGGAUAAUCUCAAGGCAAUCCUCAUGAAUGUGUUUCUUGGCGGGAUAGAUACAAGCUCUAUAAUAAUGAUUUGGGCGAUGACAGAACUUGUUAGAAACCCUAGAGUGAUGAAGAAAGCUCAGGAAGAUAUUCGAACCAUCCUUGGGGCCAAACGGGAAAGAAUAACUGAAGAUGAUCUAAACAAAGUUGAUUACUUAAAGCUCAUAAUCAAGGAAACAUUCAGAUUGCAUCCACCAGUUCCAUUUAUCGUCCCAAGGGAAACAAUGUCUCACAUCAAGAUCAAAGGCUACGAUAUUCCCCCGAGAACGCAAAUCCAAAUUAAUGUAUGGACAAUCGGACGUGACCCCAAGCGUUGGACCGACCCUGAAGAUUUCAUCCCUGAACGGUUUAUUAAUAGUUCUGUAGAUUUUAGAGGACAACAUUUUGACCUAUUACCUUUUGGUUCUGGUCGAAGGAUGUGUCCCGCGAUGCCAAUGGGAGUUGCUACUGUGGAGCUAGGGUUGAUGAAUUUGCUUUACUUCUUCGAUUGGGGAUUGCCAGAUGGGAUGGAAAUUGGAGAAAUUGACAUGGAAGAAUUUGGCAAUCUCACCAUUGUCAAGAAACUACCUCUUCAACUUGUACCCCUCCGACGUUACUGAUGUGGAGUCUAAAAGGCUUGAUAGCAUGGAAAGAUCACGAGCAAGGAACGUAAGGUUCUUAUAGAUAUUGUUGCGUUAUGUAAUAAUUGAUGUUUGAACGAUACUAUAUCAAGAAAUAAUAAAGUUCAGUGUUUUAUUUAGAAAGUUGCGUCAUAGCUGAUGUUUCAUUUUACAUAGUUUUGGAAAACAAGUCAAUUAACAUCAUUUUAAAUGACUUUUCCUUGAGAUUAGAAAAAAAGGUGGCAGGUAUAGGGCAAGAAGGGGAUGUGGAUGUGCCCGUCCCUAAUUUUGUUGUUUUUUCAUAAUAGUUAUUUUCAAUUUUAUUUUGAAUCCAUAUAAACCAAGCAUUAGUUAUAAGAAAAUUAUUAUAAAUCCAUACCAAAACUAGAAUUGACAUCCGCCUUCCAUUUGAAGGUGUAGAGAGAAGGAAAAAAAAUAUUUCUUCACUGAUCUGAUGGAAUCUUAAUGGUAGUGAGCAAAUGAAUAUGUAACCAGUUCAAGAACAUAGGGUGAGGUACAUCAAUUAUUUAUAAUAAAACUAAAAUGUGACAUAUAUAUGAUAUAAAUUUAGCAAUUAAUUCAUAUUGCAAAACUUCAAACAGAAAUAUAAACAAAGUUAACUGUGAUAUUCUUUUAUUUUAAAGAGUUUCACGGUUCAUAAAUAAAUUGGAGAAAUAUGAGAGUUCCGUAUGCAAAAUAAUAAAACACGCACUAAGUGUUAUAAAAGAAAAUAUUUACUCAUUAUUCAAUCAAUUUUAAAAUAAUUACAUUCAAAAUUUUAUAUCAAAUCAAUUAUGUGCACAUUUCAUUUAGAAUAUCUCUUUAACCAAAACAUGAUAACAACACAAUAUAAAAGUUGAAAACAUACAAAACUCUGUGGCUUAGCACUAAUUAUUACCUAGUGUUUAUAAAUGAUUAAAAUAUAAUAAUAAUAGGAAUACAUGUGAACUGUAUAAUCAUGAAUAAGAAGAGCAAGCGGUAAAACGAGUGAGAAAGGAGCGAAACGAGUUUUAAUUUUAAGGAAGCCUAGUCUCCUUCAGACGAGUUGAACGAAAUGGUCUAUUCAAGCUCCUGAGAACGAGCGGAACAGCCUGGUCUUUCAAAUCAAAUAAAUAGUUAACCCACGAUUGACCUUUAUCUUGCCUAUCUCUGUCUCGCAUGAAAAGUCGAAUGCGGGUAAGUCUCCCUCGUGUGAGGAUUGUCAUAAGUUGUGUCUGUCUGCUGUUAAAUGACUUCACUUAAUAGAGUCCUAAGGGCAGUCUCUUUGAGAAGGGGCCAUAUUGGUCAAUAUCUAUUUGUCUUAAUUAUACUUGAGAUGUCCAUAAUUUUUGUAGGUAUUUUGAACUCUAUUGCUGAUGAAGGUGACCUGUUUAUUAGAAGCACAGCAGUUGCAGCAGCAUGGGCACGAAUACUCGUUACUUGCCUUAUACCCGCUACUUGAUCCGUACUCGCCUCAUUUUUUCAAGUAUUCGUUGUUGCCAAGUCAAGUAUCAAGUCGUUGCUACUUGCAAGUACAAAGCAAGUAACAAGUAUCACAAAAAAAAUUACGAGUCGCCUUGAUAUUACUCGUUACUUGUUUUACGACUUAAAAAAUGAUAAUUAAAACAUAAAAACCAAAGCUCUAAACAAAUAUUUCUUUGUUGUAAUAAGUAAACAAUACUUUCUUAUAGAAUUCUAUCUUCUUCUUUUUAUAUUAAGUGCAAAUAUUUUAUUUAAAAUAACUCUCGUGUUUUUACCAAGUCGAGUAAAUAAAAUAAACUUUCAUAACCUUCUCUCGUAAAAUAUUAUCUGUCAAGUAAUUUUUAGAAAUUUGGAAAUAUAUCCAAAUAAUUAAUAAAUACUUGUAAGUAGCAAGUAAUUGAACAAAGCAAGUAACUUGCAAGUAAUAUAUUUUUGAACAAGUACUUGAAAUAACAAGUACUCGUUUCCGACAAGUCAAGUACAAGUCGAAAAAUUCAUUACUCGUUCAAGGCAAAUCAAGUAUCAA